AUGUCAGAUCGUCAUGGAUCAAAACAUCGUCAAAGAAAUGAUGCACAAAGACCAGCACCAGGGGCAACAGGUUUAACACAAGGUCAGUCAGAAUCGGACUCUGGAGGUACAGAAGUUGAUAAAAAUCCGACACCAGACGAAUCAGUAGAAACGUCUAUCGUUUAUUCAAAAUUCGAAAACCUUACGUUACCACCUAACUCGAACACAGACGAAAUUGUUUCUGAAACAUCAUCUACUCAAUUAGUCUCUACAGAGUCUCAGUCUCAGAACACAGAAUUGGGUUUAUCGAAUGAAGAAGAACAACAGAAUACAUCGAAGGAAUUAAAAGUCAGUGGAUCAGAAGAAAAAACAGAACUAGACAGAUGUGCUAUUUGUAUGGAUGAUUGUAUUGAACCUAAACAACUUGAUAAAUGUGAUCAUACAUUUUGUACAGCUUGUAUUGAUCAAUAUUUUAAGGCAGUUAAACCUCAAUGUCCAUGUUGUUUUACUAUUUAUGGUAAUAUUCGAGGAAAUCAACCAGAAAAUGGUACAAUGAAAUAUAUUGUAACUAAACAUCGUUUGCCAGGCUAUGAAAAAAAUUCCAAUGGCACUAUUCGUAUAAGUUAUUACUUUCCUAAUGGUAUUCAAGAUGAAAGACAUCCAAGUCCAGGCGCACGAUAUCAUGGAACAAGUCGUGAUGCUUAUUUGCCUGAUAAUAAAGAGGGUCGAGAGAUAUUAGAAUUACUUCAAAAAGCUUUUGAAUUUCGUCAAGUUUUUACUGUUGGUCAAUCUCGAACAACAGGAUGUGAUAAUGUUGUUACAUGGAAUGACAUUCAUCAUAAAACAAGUUAUAAUGGUGGAACAGAAAAUUUUGGUUAUCCGGAUGAUACGUAUCUUAAUAGAGUUCGACAAGAAUUAGCAGCUAAAGGAAUUAUAAUGUUUACAGCUGAUAAAAUCGAUGAUAGUGGUGUUUGGUUAGGUGAUAUAACUUCAGCAGAAAAUAUUCAAGCUCUUGAUGAUAAUAAAAUUUCACAUAUUUUAACAAUACUUGACUAUGAACCUAGAAAUAUUGAUAAAAAUCGUACAUAUUUAUUUAUUCAUGCUGAAGAUUUUCAAUCAACUGAUUUAUUAACAUCUGAAUUUGAAAAAUGUUUUCAAUUUAUUGAUAAAGCAAUUGAACAAGGUCAUCAAGUCUUAAUUCAUUGUCAUGCAGGUGUAUCACGUUCGGCAACAAUAGCUGCUAUGUAUUUAAUGCGUAAAUAUUCUUUAACACGUGAACAAGCAAUAGAAAAAUUAAUUAAUAAAAGACGUUAUUGGUCUGUACUACCAAAUGAUAGUUUCUUACGGCAACUUGAUUUAUUUCAUCAAAUGAAUUAUAAAGUUGAUAUAGAAAAUGAAUUUUAUAAAGAAUUUCAAAAGAAUCGAUUUGAUUUAAAAUCAUCAACAGAUAAUGAUGCAUCGAUUUUAAUAUUAACAGAUGAGAAUGAAAAAGAAUAUAAAUGUCGAAAUUGUCAUAUAAAAUUAUUUGCUAAUAAUGAUAUACAAAAACAUGAAAAGGAAUUAGGUAUUCCUUGUAAUGAUCAAACUCAAAUUUUUACAUUUUUUCUUGAUUGGAUUGAUGAAAUUUUUACUAAUCCUCAUGGUACAAUAAAUUGUCCAAAUUGUAAAAUUAGUUUAGGUGAAUAUUCACUUAAAGGUCUACGUUGUCAUUGUCAUCAAUGGAUAAAACCUGCUUUUAUAUUUCAAUGUCAAUUGAUUGAAUAA
Adineta steineri is the source of this 1743-nucleotide messenger RNA. Lineage: Eukaryota; Metazoa; Rotifera; Eurotatoria; Adinetida; Adinetidae. The record is from the annotation of a GenBank genome assembly.